This is a messenger RNA of Vitrella brassicaformis, 4138 nucleotides long. NCBI's taxonomy places the organism in Eukaryota, Vitrellaceae. The record is from the annotation of a GenBank genome assembly.
CACUGACACAGACCCCUUAUAUGACACAAAUAUGCGCAUUGGCACGCCUUAUCAGCCAGCAGCAGCCAACUCGUUUGCGUGUGUGUGCGUGUGCGUCUGCGUUGAUGUGUAUAUGUAUGCAUGUUGGUGUUUCCUCAGUCCAGUGUGCCAACAUAUACGUCAGCCGCCCUGCACACCGAACUCGAACGGGAAACCGCCAAUCCCUCUUGAAGCAGCUGUCACACAAACAUACUUACAUACCAUGUGGCUCAGUGAGUGCGGCCACACGUGCACGAUCCAUGCUCACUUGUCAGAGGCUUCUUUAUCUUUCUCGUGAGCCUGCCGAUGUAUAGAUUGGAGUUCGGUUCGGCGAGGGUGAAGUCAAACGGACGAUUGAAGUUGAAACGCUGCGUAAGCGAGUGGCAAUGAUGGUGUGGAUACAGACAUACGUGCGCGCUUCUGUGUUAUGUCAAUCUAUAUGUGUACGUAUGUUCGUAUAUACCUGCGUGCUGGUGUCAGCUGCGGUCUCUGCGAGAAGCCUCUUCCCUUCAGAUUCGUGUGCAGAGUCUGAAAAAAACACACACACACAUGCAUGUAUAUAUACAGAGGAACACACAUAGCGGUGUGUGCCCACUUACCUGGAGCAACGACGGGUAUGUGUGUCCGAAUGGCUUUUGAGUCAACGCAGCGAUGAAGGCAGUCGUCAUGGCACCACCUACGGCCAUCAACAUGAUACAUGCAUGUCGUGUGUGAUGAUGUAUGUUGUGUAUGUACGUGUGCAAUGUCUACCAGCUGAAUGAGGCUCCGAUGCGCUGCCGUGUACAUCUGCACACACACACACACACAUACACACAUGGAUGCUUACACGUGUCUCUGCAUUAUCCAUACCCACCUGCGCUCGUCUGCGCGUCCUCACAGCCACUGAACAGCUGCACGUCGCCCAUCCUGCGCACAGACAUACACAAACACGAUGCGUGGAUGUACUUCCCUGCCUGCCGGCCAAUACGUACGUGUGGCUGGGGUUUUGGUCCUCCAUCCACUUCUCCUGCUUCGACUCCCAUGUGUACGGCAAAUCCAGACCUGUGCCGGAAUGGCAGCAGUCCAUGACGGCGGUCAUUCGCACGCCACUGGGCAACGGACGAAUCUGUCGGCAGGAGACAUGCGUAUACGUACGUCUGUAUUUCCUUCUGAUCUGUCUCGAUGUAUGUACCAUGAGGUCGUGUAGGUCGUCAUCGACAAUCUGCCCCUCCUUUUGGUAGUCCAUCGGGAUGAUCGUCUCGUCUACAUCCGCACAUUCAGCCGCAUGUGUCGGUGCAUUCGUGUGUCUCUGCAUCCACUCACCCAUGCCGUCCUCCUCUCGGCCAGAGGGGUCCACCUGCUGUGAGCCGUGACCUGUACACACGUGGAGCAGGCAGAUGGAGAUAUGCACAGAGAGAGUGUGUGCGCGCCUGACCUGAGAAAUGGAAAAAGAGUGCGUCUCCGGGCUGUGCAUUGAGAGCCAGCCAUUUGCAGGCCUUCAGGAUGUUGCUGCAUACGCAUUCACACGUGCGCACCCCGGAAAGUACACCUGAGCACGUCUACUACUCACCUUUUGGUCGGCAGGCAUCUCUCAUCGUUGCUGUCAUCGGUCAACACCACCUGCAGUGGAUGUACAGAAGCCCCUGUGGAUACGUACGUGUGUGUGUGUGCAUCUGUGCUCGCGCACCAUUGUCUCGGGUGUGUCAGGGAAUCCGUAUAUGCCCGUCAGCACGCGGCGCAUGUUUUUGACGUCAUUUAUGCAGCUGCAAACACAGGACAUCCUUCUAUCUCUGCAUAUCUGUACAUGGGCGUGUGUAUGUGUACCCUUUGAGCUCCGCUCGCGUGCCCUUGUAGUUGCAGCCCACCAUCGGAGCCUUCUUACGACCUGCACACAUCCAUGUGUUUCCGUGUGUGUUCAUGUCUCCUCCUGCAUAUGCACACACACGCACCAGUGGGCUGCGCAGGUGCCCCUCCCACAGACGAGGCGUGCACAACACCAGCCUGCUGGGAGGAAAUGCCCUGUGGCGACAAAGCCUGCAUACAUGCACAUACACACAUACAUGGAUGCACACGGACAGAUACGCACCCAAGGAUCGAAUGUCUUCACACACGCACCUGUUGCUGCACCUCAUAUCAAGACAGGUAUGGGUGCGUCACGGUGGUCUCGGACGGUUCGUGUUGCUGCGCAUACGCCGACGUCGAGUCGCCCCAUGUGUAUGGCUGCUGUGGCUUGUUGUGCGAAAAUGCAGAGGCUGAAUUCUCCCAGGAGUAGGGCUUUGACGGCUUGUUGAGAGGUGAGUUCUCCGCGGCGAUCGUGAUCGCUAUCUACAGAUGGCAUACAGUUUCGCAUUGGUGAAAGCACACACACGGGAGACGCAUGAUCGCUCACCUGGAUCAGUUCUUCAAGGGCCCUUUCCUUGUCAUUAUUCUGAACACGCACAGAGUGUCCGGUUGUGUGUGUGUGAGCAUGCAGCACACGUGCGCAGGUGUGGCCCACCCAUUUGAUCAGCGCAGUGGCUAUCUCUUCAUACGUGCAGUUGGGCAGUAUGUUUCGGAUGUCCUGUGUGCAAUGAUUCAUCAUCGACAUUCACGCCAUACCUCUGAGUGAGUGAGUGUCUGCGUGCCUGGAUGUAUUGCACGUUCGGCUCGACUUUCUUUUUCGGGGGCUGACCAUGGCCUACAUCCGUAUAGACACAUACAUACACCGACACAUUCGUUUUUGCUUUAAAAAGGUACCCACCCAUCAGUUCGGCGGUGGCUGCCUGCUUGUCGCCAUUGUGCCGCACGAGGGCUUUCUCCACCUGUUCGUUGUUUGGGCGUGCCCAUCCAUAUGUAUGUGCGAGGAGACAUACCUGCUGUCUGCUCAAAUGCGGCAUGAUGGUGAGUAUCGCUUGCACGGCGGCAUCAGAGACAGAGCCAGCAGCCGGGCUGUCUGUACACAUACACUCAUACACGAGCCAUGUGGGCAUGUGUAUGUGUGUGUCUCUGGUUAGUUACCAGUAUGUUUGUAUGACGGAGGUGGCCUGGGCUGGGUUUGGGUGUGUUGGCUGUAGAUGGGAAUAUGCAGGUUUGGCUGCUGGCCCGGCUGCGGCUGAUAUGAGGGAUACGAGGGGUAUCCUCCCACCGGUUGAUGUUGCUGCUGUUGGUACUGGUGCUGGUGCUGCUGCUGCUGUUGGCCCGUCUGCGGCGGGUAUGAGGGAUACGAGGGGUACCCUCCCACUGGUUGUUGGCCCCCUUGAUACGGCCUGCGGCGCUCCGAGACACGUACACAGACAAUACCUAUCCAUGUGGCUCCGCGAACCUGUUUGCUUGCUGCCCGCUGCCUGGCUGGAGCUGGAACUUGAUGCCGAUUUGACCUACGAGCAGUGACACACAUAUGGGCUGGAGGGAAGCAGUGCGCGUUUCAUUGUACCUUUUCCAUUCUGCAGAUUGUACCAGCCUGCACAUGAUCGAGAUGCAGACGCUACAUCGGAUGAAUAGGUCCAUCCGUGCGUUCAUGUGCGCACCCUCCAUUGGCGCGGCAUUCAUUUGCGUGUUCGGCGGCAGCCGCAACGAGACGCUGCCUGAAUAGACACAGGCGCACAUUCGUCUGUCUGCGGCGACAAAAAAGGAGUGUAAGCAUGCAUGCAUGCAUACCCAUAGAAUCAUCUCUGGUGAAUCGGUCCCAGUCAAACACCUGCAUGGUGUGAACACACGCAUGUCUGCCCAGGUAUCCCCCAUGUUGCUCAAUUGAUGUUGCUUGCCUCGAACGUCAAAGGCGGGUUCUGAAUAGACGGCUGCAGCAAGACACACGCACGCACAUGGAUGGGCUUUUCCAUGUGUGUUUGUGUGCGGGCUACGGACUUCCCAAUCCAGCAGAAAUGACUGGUUCCAUGUGGGGUUGAGGGACUUGUUCACCCUCUCUGUCCUGUACUCUUUCCCCUGCCACUUGAGCUUCACGUAGGGGUCACUCGUGCCGCCUGUUUCCACGCAGAAUGUCAUGCACUCUGUGCAGCGAGCACGUGCUUGUGUCUGCUCACCGAUGUCCUUGGCCGCCAGAUCGCGUCCACCGAUGAUUGUGACCUACACACAAACACAUCUCUUCUCCAUCAGUGAGAAACCCCCGGCUGAAUGCACGCACCUGAAGCUUCUGGGACAUUUC